Molecule: messenger RNA, 1644 nt
Organism: Durusdinium trenchii
Lineage: Eukaryota; Dinophyceae; Suessiales; Symbiodiniaceae
Source: the annotation of a GenBank genome assembly
AUGUUCAGGCAGGAGCCCGUGUCCCCCGUGGUAGGCCAGACGAUGUUGGGCAGUUUCGCAUCCUCCAAUCCCAGUCCCGACUACACGACCUCGACGGCCCCCACGGGCUUCGCCGGAGGACGGGAGCGCAGCCUGUCGCCGCUGAAGCUCCGGGGAGGCGGUGGGAACUCCUUCGGCUCCUUCGGCUCGGGCUUCGCUUCACCUCGGAGCCUCGCCGGGCAGGAGGCGGCGACGGAGGUGCAACGCCGCGCGGCGGAAUGGGAGAGGCAGAUCGAGCACUUGGAUGCCAAGGAGCUUGAGAUCCACCAAACCCAGCUGCGGCUGGUGCGAGAGCAAACCCAGGCCUUCCGGAAGGACUUCGCGCAGAUGCGGGAAGAGCUGCAAGAGAUGAAGGCCUCGAUCCAGAAGCAACAAGCAAACAACUUCGAGCUCACUGCCAGGUGGGACGAGCAGCUGGUGAAUCAAAAGCAGGAGAGCGAUGAGCGGCUCCAACACUUGGAACGGAGCUUGCAGCGUUUGAGCGACGACGCGCAGAUCAUGAAGCGAGAGCUUCGUGGUGGGCCCGAUGUGUCCAACCGCUUGCAGGCACACGAGGCAGACCUGAAGUUGUUGAAGGAUUCCCACGCGGACAUGAAGAGCUCCCAAGGUGCCAAAGAUCAGCACCACGCGACGCUCCAGCAGCGCGUGGAGUACCUGGAGAAGAUUAUGGGGGAGUCGGCGGACAAGCACACCGCACACAUGAAGACGCUGGAGGAACUUCAAGGUCACCGGCAGGAUCAGCUGGGCCGCCACUCGCAGAUGGCCGAGUCGGUGGAACGGCUCCGGCAAGAGAAGGAGGCUCUCCAUAAGCGGCACAGCAGCAUGGAGGAGCGGAUGCGCUACUUGGAGCAAUUGAUGGGGGACUCGGCCGACCGACACGCCAAGGACCUGAAAGCUCACAAGGAGGUUCAAGGUCAACAACAUGCCAGCUUAGAGGAGCGCAUGAAAUACAUCGAGAAGGUCUUGGGCGACUCGGCCGAGGAACAUGCCAAGCUCCUGGCGAAGCACAAGAAGGACCUGGAGGAUCACAAGCAAUCCUUCCUGAGCCACCAGCGCGACUUCGACGAGCACCGGGCCCAAUUAAAGACUCAUCAGGCCACCAUCGAGAAGCACGCCACCCUGGAGCAACGCCUGGACUUCCUCGAAAAGGCCAUAGGCGAUUCCGCGCAGCAGCACAUGAAGCAGCUGCAGGCGCACAAGGCGGAUGUGGAUCAGAAGCAUCAGGCGCACUCCUCGAUUGGAGAUCGGGUGGAAUACAUCGAGAAGUGGUUCAGUGGCCUGCCGGGCUUCUCACCCCCUGACAGGGUCUAUGUCGAUCAUCCCGAGCCGCCGAGUUGGGAUGAUGUGUCGUUCUUCGGUCGUCGCCCGUCUCUUCGCAUUGAAGAGAACCUUCGGCGCGCCGCGUACGCAAACCGCGCCGCCGCGUACGCCAACGGCGUAUUCGAUGGGCUUGGCGCGGAGCCCGCUGGCGCGGAGCAGCCCCUUCGGAUGAGACCUUCGAGUCGGCGCAGUCGAAGCGGCGAGACCUCUCAGAGUGUCCGUGCUCAGUCUACAAAGGGGACCAUGGACGAUGCAGGUGAUUUUGGCCGUGUCAAGAGCAAGUGA